AUGUCCAUCUUCAUCUGCGGCAUCACCGGCACCCAAGGCUCCUCCAUCGCCACCCACAUCCUCACAUCCCCCUCCCCCCCUCCCAUCCACGGCAUAACCCGCAACCCAACCUCCCCCCCCGCCAAACACCUCACCUCCCUCGGCGCACACAUCCUCCCCGCAAGCUACACCGACACCGACACCCUCACCACCGCCCUCUCCACCUGCCGCGCCCUCUUCCUCAACCUCUCCCCGUCAUUCACAUCCCCCACCGAAGAACUCACCACCGCCCAGACCAUCAUCAAAAUCGCCCGCGCCCAAGGCGUCCAACACAUCAUCUACUCCUCCGGCAUCAGCGUCAACGACGCCCAGUCCCUCCCCAACUGGGACCCCGAGUCGCCGACCGCGGCGGUCCUACUCUCAAAACAAGCCAUCGAGCGGGAAGUCCGCUCCGCCGGGUUUAAGUACUACACGAUUCUCCGGCCAGGCAGCUUCAUGAGCAAUUACGUGCAGCCCCUGGUGAGGAUGUACGCAGGGUUAGUGGACGAGGGGCGGUGGCGCACGGCGAUGCAGAGAGACACGCUGAUUCCGUUGGUGGAUGUCGAUACGAUAGGAAGGUUUGGCGCGGCUGCGCUGAGGGACCCGGAGAGGUUUAACGGGAAAGAGAUCGAGUUGGCGGAUGAGUUUGCGACGGUGGAUGAGGUUUUGGGCAAGUUGGCGGCGGUGACGGGGAGGGAUUUGAAGGCGGUGUAUAUGACGGAUGAGGAGGUUGAUGCGGAGAAGGGGACGAAUCCGUUUGUGGCGGGUAUGUUGAUGAUGAGAGGGUUGGCUGGGUUUGUGGACUUGGAGAAGGUGAAGGAGUGGGGGAUGCCUGUGAGUUCGAUGGAUAAGUUUAUUGAGAGGGAGAAGAGUCGAGUGUUGGAGACGUAUGGGCGAGGUGAUUGA
Messenger RNA from Pochonia chlamydosporia 170, 924 nucleotides. Its product is annotated as NAD dependent epimerase/dehydratase. NCBI's taxonomy places the organism in Eukaryota, Fungi, Ascomycota, Sordariomycetes, Hypocreales, Clavicipitaceae. The transcript has a single exon. The coding region runs from base 1 to 924 and encodes 307 amino acids. The record is from RefSeq and is a predicted model, not a curated record.